AUGACAGAACCUUCUUCGCAUAGCACAAGCCAUGUCCUGCCCGAGACAACACGCACUCUUACCGAGGACGACGAGCUACCCAGUAGUGGGAGGAGUAACGAUGCAAGCCACGAGAAUCAAGUAACGGAUCUGGGAGAUAACGAACGAGGAGAAUGCAAUCAAGAUAGAGAUGCCGUCCCCUCUAACUCUGCUUCCCUCCUCUAUGUGCUGCGUUACACCCCCCUGAACAUCCUCCUCUUGUGCAUCCCCGUCUCCUGGGCGCUACACUACGCUGCGCGAUCCGAUACCCACAUCUUCGUGUUCUCAGCGCUGGGGAUCGUGCCUCUCGCCGCCCUUCUUGGGACGAGUGAGAGCGUAGGAGGGUUGCUCAAUGCAACGCUGAGAAACGUAGUGGAGAUGAUUAUUAGCGAUGUUGGGUUGCAGAAGUGCGACCUGGAGCUGGUGCAGAGCUCUCUGUUAGGUGGUUUGCUGAGCAACCUCCUCCUUGUGCUGGGUAUGGCGUUCCUCGUGGGCCCGGCAGAGCAAGAGUUCCAUCCCAUGGUCGCUGGCGAUGGUGGUACCGGUAGUGCUAGUGGGUGGUUUUGA
This is a messenger RNA of Guyanagaster necrorhizus, 585 nucleotides long. RefSeq lists its product as uncharacterized. NCBI's taxonomy places the organism in Eukaryota, Fungi, Basidiomycota, Agaricomycetes, Agaricales, Physalacriaceae. Gene Ontology annotation, biological process: intracellular calcium ion homeostasis; calcium ion transmembrane transport. The record is from RefSeq and is a predicted model, not a curated record. Gene Ontology annotation, molecular function: calcium:proton antiporter activity. The coding region runs from base 1 to 585 and encodes 194 amino acids. Gene Ontology annotation, cellular component: fungal-type vacuole membrane. The transcript has 4 exons.